UCAUGAAAUCAAAAUGAAUUAAUUAUAAAUUAAUUCACCCCCCGUACAACGUGUGCCGAUGGAGACAUGAGUUAAACAGACCUAUUUUGUUUAUACCGGGCUGUAAAUAUCUUAUAUUUCUGCUGUAAAAACAGGCGUUUUUGAAUUGGUGUGUAUGUGACUUCCGGUGAUUCUGCAGCCAGCCUCAAGUGGACACUCUAAGAACUGCAGCUUUGGCAUUUUUCAACACCGGAGGUUGCGGCUCGUGCAAGUCCUAUGGUUUUGCAAAAACACACUGGAUUUGUCCAGAUAAAUAUAUUAUACUAACGAUAUGAAUAUACUUUAAUUAUUUGCCCUGAUAAAUGUGAAAUAAAUAUUCAACGACAAAAAACUUAAUUGUUAAUGUAUUUUUUACACUUCAGGUUGUUAAUAAACUUUGAAUUCCAAGUUUUACCAACCUAAUGUGGAGAUCCUAUUAUAGAUUCAUUAGGUAUCGAGUAUCAAACCAGUAAAGCUUCAGUUUCAAGUAUAGUUUUAGUAUCGAGUAUCAUGACAAUGAACUUAAAAAAUGUUGUAUCAUGACAACACUACUGUACAACAUUACUGUUAACAGACUAUAAAUAUUUGUAAAUAUCCUACCAAGAUAAAGAACGGUUAUUUCCUUCAUAAAACUCUCCCCAAACCAAACUAAAAAGUAUAGGUGUCAGUGAACAUGAGAUUUUGUUUCCUGAGUAGAGCAAAUGAUGUCACACCAGGUUGACCAAUCAAACGCAGUCUUGUAAUUCAAGAGUGGAGAAGGUACUGAGAGUCUUUUCAUUCAAUACAGGAACUCCAACACGUCGACAUCUACAAUGUUUGUCUGCUUUUUGAUUCAUUUGUUCUUUGGGGGAAUGGCUCAGCUGACUUAUCAGGAAUCAUCCGUCUCUAUUCAUCAAGAGAGACGUUUUGUCUCAGCUGAAGUUGGACAAACUGUGACUCUGCAAUGUUUUUAUGAAGGUGAUGAUUCAGCAUGGCUUUACUGGUAUAAACAAAGUCUGGGUCAGACACCAAGGCUUAUUUCUACAUUCUACGUGUAUGAUACAAGAAUAACUUUCCAGGAUGAAUUUAAUGACAAAUCACGGUUCACACUCCACACUAAAAACAAAACAAAUCACUUGAUAAUUUUGAAUUUGAAAGUUUCAGACUCAGCUACUUACUACUGCGCAUGUAGCUAUGAAUAUUUAUUACAUUUCACGGAGGGCACUAUAGUCAGUGUAAAGGACUCAGGUUGGAACGUCCCAGCUUUAGUCCAUCAGUCUGCACCUGAGACCAUCCAGCCAGGAGGCUCUGUGACUCUGAACUGUACAGUCCCCACUGGGACCUGUGACGGGGAACACAGUGUUUACUGGUUCAAAAACUCUGAAGAGUCUCACCAGGAAAUCAUUUACACCCACGGAGACAGUAAUGAUCAGUGUGAGAAGAAUACAAAAACAGACACCUGUGUCUACAACUUGCCAAUGAAGAACCUGAAUCUUUCUGAUGCUGGGACCUACUACUGCGCUGUCGCUUCAUGUGGACACAUUCUGUUUGGAAACGGGACCAAGCUGGACCUUGAAGAUAACGUGGACUCUCUUGCCUUAGUGUAUUUCUUGAUCGGAGCUUUGACAGUCACCACCAUCCUGGUUGUUGCGCUGGCUUUCUCAAUAUACAAGAAAAUCAAGGGAAACAUCUGCCAAUGUAGAGAGUCUCAACCAGGAUUAUCUGCUCCAUCCACUGGAGACGACGAGGUAAAUGGCAACCUCCACUAUGCUGCUUUAAGUGUUCAUCAGCCUGAACGGUCGAGAAGACAGAGACACAUCGAAACGGGUGAUUGCGUGUACUCAGGUGUGAAGUGCUAAGAAUGUGCUUUUCACACCUAUAUUUAAAUAUUUAAAAAGAAAUGAUCUUAUCUAAAGUUGAAGUGUUUACCUUUAAAGCAGUGAACAAUUUUACCCAUAAUCAAAGUGAUUUUAUUUUAUAAUUAACAACAAUGUGCACCAAGAUUAAUUAUAUUUUUUUUUUGACUGUAUUCAUCCAUUUUCCAAAUAAAUUUCAUAAUUAAACUGAGUUCUAGUUACAUGAUUUAUAUAGAGAAUGAAUUAACCAUGCCUUCUUAUUGGGGAAACAUGUGAUCUCUGGUUAUAAUAAUAUAAGUAUCACUAUUGUUUCCAUAGUGAUAUGGACAUUCGGUCAUUGAUCUGGUUAUUCUGUGUUUUGGAUGGAGGUUAAAGACGAGCAAAGGCAAGAACAGACGUCUUGGACGUUGGAAGUCAUUUGUUAAAAGAAAAAGACAACUUUUAAGUCGUGAACUUUUUGAUGAGACUUAAGUGUUUUCAGUGCGUUAAACCUGACAACAUCUAUACUGAAAAUACUUUUGAGGAUAAUCAACCAAACAAUAAAUUUGAUGUACAAGAAAGUUUUUGUGGAGUAAUUUGGGUUUUUAUUUUCAUUAGAAAAUAAACUGAAAUCUUUGUACUUUUUUUUAACUUUUACAAUAAAGCCAUUCCAUUAAGAAACCAGA
This is a messenger RNA of Labrus mixtus (cuckoo wrasse), 2518 nucleotides long. RefSeq lists its product as uncharacterized. Lineage: Eukaryota; Metazoa; Chordata; Actinopteri; Labriformes; Labridae. Gene Ontology annotation, biological process: response to bacterium. The coding region runs from base 831 to 1856 and encodes 341 amino acids. The transcript is spliced from 5 exons. The record is from RefSeq and is a predicted model, not a curated record.